UAAUACAGAUUUGAGCCUCCUUGUGUAACUUUUUAUAUAUUUACACCUCUGGUUACAGUAACUAACAGUAACGUUUAUCACGGGCUGAAAUAUCGCGAUGUUUCGUGAGGCCGAGGGUGUGGCGGGGACUGCUUUUAUCUGUUCGUGCUGCAAACGAGCUACAAAACAUUUUUUUUUCUCCACAAGAGGUUUUAUUUGGGUUGAAUACUUUUUAUAAACUUUAUUUAAACAAUACUUACAAAAACAUCUCAUACAUUAAAAUUCAUGUACAGGUGAUCAGGUGAUCAGGUGAUGGCAGGAAACAUCAUCUUCACUGCAAAUGAGAAGAUUUACCUGCACGGCUUCAUCAGGUGAUCGGCGUCGGGGGGGCCUCGCCUCGAUGUUUCGUCUGAUCGCGUCCUCUCUGUGCCUGCGGUGUCAGCGUGUCCCCGCUCUGCCCGCCAUCCUGCGGCCAUGUGCGACGCUGAGCGCGGCGGAGAACCAGCAGACGGUGGAGGCGCUCUACGACCUCUCUGUGGACAUCCAGAAGGUCCGUAAGCUGAAGAGCUGGGUCCUGCAUCAGAGCCCCGCCUACACUAAGGAGGUGGCCGACCUGCUGAGGGACAUGGGGGCGUCCGGCUCGGUCAUCGCCCGGAUCCUGGCGCUUCACCCUGAGUCUAUCCUUUGCUGCCCGGAGCAGGUGGAGGCUCAGAGGGAGCUGUGGAUGUCCGUGUGCCCCAACCAGAAGGAGCUGGUCAGCAUCAUCGAGAAAUUCCCCGCCUCUUUCUUCACCUCCUCCAGUCACCAUGACAACCAGCGGGACAACAUUGCGUUCUUCCAGAGCUUGAACCUCAACAAGCGUAUCGUCACCAAGCUGAUGGCGAGCGCUCCACUGAGCUUCAGCCGGCCGGUGGAGCAGAACCAGCUGAUGGUGCGGACGCUGCAGCAGGCGUACACAGAACUGGGCGGCGAGGACGCCAACAUGAGGAUCUGGCUCCAGAAGCUGCUGAGUCAGAACCCGUUUGUCCUCCUGAAGCCUCCGGACACGCUGAGGCAGAACCUGCUGUUCCUCAGAGACCGCGGCUUCAGCACGGCCGAGCUGCUCCGCCUCCUCUCCAAACUCAGAGGCUUCGUCACCGAGCUGAACCCCGAUAACAUGCGCCGCACGCUGGCCUUCUCCCAGGACGCCAUGGGCUGCUCCGAGGAGGAUCUACGGGACACCGUCCUCAGCUGUCCCGCUCUGCUUUACUACCCCGAAGAGGUCCUGUCUGAGCGCUUUAACGGCCUCCUCAGCGCCGGGGUCAGCAUGUCUCAGAUCACAGAGACCCCCACCGUGCUCGAGCUCACCACACAGAUCAUCAUCUAUCGGAUGCAGCGCCUGAGAUCGUACGGAUAUGACGUAAGGACAGGAAGUCUGCAGGUUUUAAACGGCACUAAGAAGGACUUUGAGGUGAGCUGUGGACGGCUUCAGAUCCGCAGAGAGAGGCCGCUUUUCAACCCGGUCGCACCUCUAAGAGGAGACGACUGACAGAAGAAUGAAUCAAAACUGAAUGUUUUCUGGUCACGUGAUUGUGUACAUCUAAAUUAUAUCACAUUAAAGUGCCCACACUAUAAAGUCA
This is a messenger RNA of Labrus mixtus (cuckoo wrasse), 1598 nucleotides long. RefSeq names its product mitochondrial transcription termination factor 2 (gene mterf2). The record is from RefSeq and is a predicted model, not a curated record. Bases 320 to 1507 code for a protein of 395 amino acids. NCBI's taxonomy places the organism in Eukaryota, Metazoa, Chordata, Actinopteri, Labriformes, Labridae. Gene Ontology annotation, biological process: termination of mitochondrial transcription; regulation of DNA-templated transcription. The transcript has 2 exons. Gene Ontology annotation, cellular component: mitochondrial matrix. Gene Ontology annotation, molecular function: double-stranded DNA binding.